Liolophura sinensis is the source of this 822-nucleotide messenger RNA. RefSeq lists its product as uncharacterized. The coding region runs from base 1 to 822 and encodes 273 amino acids. Gene Ontology annotation, molecular function: calcium ion binding. The transcript has 7 exons. The record is from RefSeq and is a predicted model, not a curated record. NCBI's taxonomy places the organism in Eukaryota, Metazoa, Mollusca, Polyplacophora, Chitonida, Chitonidae.
AUGGCUGCGCUCCUGUCCUCGAAGGCCGUUCGAAACGAGUUGUCCUACAGGGCGCAGAAUCUUCAUGGGAAGCUGCCUCUGGGAAUCCCAUCCGGACAAUACUUAGGCUUCCUUGCCUACUUCAACAGAGUGUCCAACUGUGGCGUUGUUGGUAGAAACGAACUGAGGGCGAUCCUGGAGCGUGCAGGCCGGGAUCCGACCGAAGGCGAGAUUCAGAGAAUCCUUGACAGUGUCAGCGUUGACCCUCGAGGAAUCAACUUCCAGGCUUUCAUAGAUUACGUACGCACUUUCCAGCAGUUGCGUAACGUGGAUUCUGAGUACAGGGAGGCCUUCCGUAUCUAUGAUCGCACUGGAUCUGGAAAACUCACACAGGAGGACGUCGCUUACGUCUUUGAGAAGCUGCGUGUCAACGUUGACGUUCCCGCCCUCUUCAAGGUGGCUGACGCUGACAACAAUGGAACGAUUGAGUACAACGGAUACUUAGCCUACUUUAACCGUUACUCAGUGGACGGUUACAUAGGACCGAAUGAGUUAACGGCAAUUCUCGAGCGAGCUGGGCGAGAUCCAAGCGACCAAGAGGUCAGGGACAUAAUAAGCCAUGUUAGUACAGACGACUCCGAGUUCCGAGAAGCAUUCCGCCUGUACGAUCGCCGUGGACUGGGGCGCCUGUACAAGGAAGAUCUGGAGUACGUGUUCCAGAAGCUACGUGUAUCGAUUGAUGUGGAUGCGCUGUUCAAAGCCGUCGACCUGGACAGCUCCGGCACCAUAGAGUACAAUGAAUUUGUGGAAGCCAUGAAGAAAGCUGUUUGGAUUGGUCUCUAA